Messenger RNA from Mauremys reevesii (Reeves's turtle), 1701 nucleotides. RefSeq names its product junctional adhesion molecule A-like. Bases 67 to 1029 code for a protein of 320 amino acids. The record is from RefSeq and is a predicted model, not a curated record. Gene Ontology annotation, biological process: intestinal absorption; establishment of endothelial intestinal barrier; cell adhesion. Lineage: Eukaryota; Metazoa; Chordata; Testudines; Geoemydidae. Gene Ontology annotation, molecular function: thiosulfate-cyanide sulfurtransferase activity. The transcript has 9 exons. Gene Ontology annotation, cellular component: bicellular tight junction; mitochondrion.
AUUCACUCACUCAGUCGGUGGCGGGUAUCGCUUCUCGCAGCUCCGUGGGCAGCUGGGUGCGCGGCGAUGGCUGGGCCCGGGGCGUGGGGCCGGAUCCACUUACUGCUCCUCAGUGUCAGCUCCUGGUCCUUGAUAUCAGCCCAGGUGGUGGACACACAAACCAUUCAAGUGCCUGAGAAUGACCCAAUUGAAAUACCCUGUGCUGCGUACACAUCGCAAAGCGGAACAGCCAGGGUCGAGUGGAAGUUUGAAAAGGGCUUUUCAAUAGCACUGGUCUAUUAUGAUGCGAAAGUCACAGACCCCUACAAAGACCGUGUUCAGUACACACCCACGGGACUUCGUUUCAGUUCGGUGACUCAGAAGGAUACAGGGAAGUACGUCUGCGAGGUCCUCCUCUGGACUGGGAGCGGGGACACUAGCCAACUAAGCAAGUCAGAAGUUGACCUCAUUGUCCAAGAACCAGAUGGCUCUCCACCUCCCACCUGCCAAUGCUACAGGGACAACGUCCUUAUGACCUCCAACGCCAAGAUCAACAAGAAAUUCAGGAACUCCUGCUCCACGAUUGACACCAAGACAGGCGUGCUGAUGAAUGAGCCCGUAACCAGCGUUGACAUGCGGGAUUAUUUUUGUGAGGCUCAGAACAACGUUGGGACCUCUCAGAAAUCUGAAGCCAUCCACUUGGAAGCCAAAAACGUCAUUUCCUACAAGGACAUGAAAGUGCUGGUCGACAGCGGGAAUGCUCGGAUUAUCGACGUGCGGUUGCCGGAGGAGGUGGCGAACGGCCGUAUCGCCAACUCGGUCAAUAUUCCAGUGGCAGAAGUCGAGGAAGCGCUGAAGAUGGACCCUGAGACGUUUAAGAUGAAAUAUGGCAUUGACAAGCCACGGAUGGAUGACGAGAACUUGAUCUUCUACUGCCAGAGGGGCAGAAGAGCGGCUGAGGCCACAAAGAUCGCCAUAACCCUUGGCUACACCAAGGCCCGUAACUAUGCAGGCAGCUACAAGGAAUGGUCUGAGAAGGAGGGGAACUGAAGUGGGAACGACUCUGCGAGGGCUGUUGUCUGUCCCUCCACGCCCAGCAGCUGGCUUGGCCCUGAGGACUUUCUUCGCUUCCUUGCUGCAACAUCGUCCCGUUGCUGCUGACGCCCGGUGCUGGGAUGGCAACGCACUGGGCCCUGAUGGGCUCUUGGCUAAUGCACCUCUGCUUUCUGCCUCACUUUCUAGCCCAGUGUCUCACCUGCUCCAUAUGUAGUCACCCCCCCCUGCCCCCGACAGCAGCUGGGAGGGUUCAGAUAUCUACAUCCCCCCCCCCCCCAUGGAAUCUGGGACCCAAUCCAUAUGCUUCCCAUGGGGUAAGUCCUUUGCUCUUAAGGAGGUAGAUUUGAUGGUCAUUUUCCUACCCCACCUCAUUCUCCAGCUGAAUCUGCUGCUUCCAGCUGUAGCCUGUUUCUAGAACAUGCUGGGUGCCCCUCAGCCACCUCUGCCCAGGGGAUUUUCUCUGCAGCCACGCCUGGAAAAGAGAGCUCUCUAGCAUUUCCUCUGAUGUAGUACCUGGCUCUGGUAAGGGGUGGGACAUGUGUGAAGGAAGGAAGAAUCCCAGGCACUGCUACAGGCUGGGGACUGACUGGCUAAGCAACAGUUGCCCAGAAAAGGACCUGGGGAUUACAGUGGACCAGAAGCUGGAUAUGAGUCAGCAGUGUGCCC